UUUUGUCUCAGGCAGGGCCGCUGCAUGUUCACUCAUCAUGUCCUCGACUGAUGCUAAUAGUGGCCCCAGUCAAGCACCACCUUUUCCUGGUGUUCCACCUUCAGCAAUACCACCACCCUUUAUGGGACCACCAGGAAUCCCACCGCACUUCCCUCCAAUGGGAAUGCCGCCCAUGGGCCAGAGGCCACCCAGCAUGACCCCUAUGCCUCCAGGAAUAAUGCCCCCUAUGAUGCCCCCAAUGGGAGCACCACCACUGGGACAGAUACCUUCCAUGAUGCCACCAAUGAUGCCAGGGAUGAUGUUGCCCCCCCGUAUGCCAGCCGCAUCAGUACAACCUACAGGACCGCCUGGUGUGAGCCCAGUGGAACCCGCAGCUCCAGCUGCUCCUGGAACUACGAGCACCACAUCAACUGAGUCUUCACCGGACGAACAGCCGAAAAAGAAGUCAGUGUGGACUGAGCACAAAUCACUGGAUGGAAAAACAUAUUACUACAACACAGAGACCAAACAAUCCACCUGGGAGAAACCUGAUGAGCUCAAAUCACCUGCAGAGCAAAUGUUGUCCAAGUGCCCUUGGAAGGAGUAUAAGUCGGAUACAGGAAAGCCCUACUACUACAACUCACAGACCAAAGAGUCCCGCUGGACCAAACCCAAAGAACUGGAGGAUCUAGAAGCCAUGAUCAAAGCAGAGGAGAAUGGGACGGCUGACAUCGUGGCUCCUGGGACCACCACCCCUGCUCUUACAACUCCGAUCGAGUCUUCUGUUGUCAUGGCUGCAGUUGCUGAGACAGAGACUGCCAUGGCGACAGUCACCACAGAGGAGCAGCCGGCUCUCGUGCCUGUGCAGGCUGCUGAGGUUAGCAAUGAUGUCCCUGUAAACUCCACUGAGGAAACGGCCAUUAUAGAGACACUACCCAGUAAUGACACAUCUAAGGAGGAGAGACCUGAGCUGGUGAAGAAAGUUUACAAGUGGAACACAAAAGAGGAGGCAAAACAGGCCUUUAAAGAACUUCUGAAAGAAAAGGGUGUUUCCUCCAAUGCAUCAUGGGAGCAGGCAAUGAAGCUCAUCAUUAAUGACCCUCGUUACAGUGCUCUGCCCAAGCUAAGUGAAAAGAAACAGGCAUUUAAUGCUUAUAAAGUCCAGACAGAGAAAGAGGAGAAAGAAGAAGCCAGAAUCAAAUACAAGGAGUCUAAAGAGACCUUCCAGCGCUUCCUUGAGAACCAUGAGAAAAUGACAUCAACCACCAGAUACAAAAAAGCGGAGCAGAUGUUUAAUGACCAGGAGGUGUGGUCAUGUGUCCCAGAGAGAGACAGACUGGAGAUCUAUGAGGACGUGCUUUUUUAUCUGGCCAAGAAAGAAAAGGAACAAGCCAAGCAGUUAAGAAAGAGGAACUGGGAGGCACUUAAGAACAUAUUAGACAAUAUGGCCAAUGUCACGUACAGAACCACCUGGUCUGAGGCUCAGCAGUACCUACUAGACAACCCCACUUUUGCUGAGGAUGAGGAGCUACAGAACAUGGAUAAGGAGGAUGCCCUGAUCUGUUUUGAGGAACACAUCCGUGCUCUUGAGAAAGAGGAGGAAGACGAGAAACAGAAAACUUUACUGCGAGAACGACGCAGACAGCGCAAGAACAGAGAAGCUUUCCAGAAAUUUUUGGAUGAGCUUCAUGAUCACGGGCAGCUGCACUCCAUGUCAGCCUGGAUGGAGAUGUACCCGACUGUCAGCGCUGAUAUCCGCUUCAAUAACAUGUUGGGCCAGCCAGGUUCCACCCCUCUGGACUUAUUUAAAUUUUACGUGGAGGAUCUGAAAGCUCGGUACCAUGAUGAGAAGAGAAUUAUUAAAGACAUCCUAAAGGAUAAAGGCUUUUUGGUGGAGAUCAACACAAGCUUUGAAGAUUUCGGCUCAGUGAUCAGCUCUGAUAAACGUGCUACCACACUGGAUGCAGGAAACAUCAAACUGGCAUUCAACAGCUUACUUGAGAAGGCAGAAGCACGGGAGAGGGAGAGAGAAAAAGAGGAGGCAAGAAAGAUGAAGAGGAAAGAGGCGGCGUUUAAGAGCAUGCUGAAACAGGCCACACCCCCUCUGGAGCCGGAAACCACGUGGGAAGGAGUACGAGAGCGGUUCCUGAAGGAGCCUGCGUUUGAGGAUGUCACACUGGAGUCCGAGAGGAAGAGGAUAUUUAAAGACUUCAUGCAUGUUCUAGAGCACGAGUGUCAACAUCAUCAUUCUAAAACUAAAAAACACUCAAAGAAAUCCAAGAAACACCACAGAAAACGCUCCAGAUCUCGAUCGGGUUCGGAGUCUGAGGAUGACGAGUACCACUCCAAGAAGAAGAAACGUUCAACAUCUAAAUCUCCAUCUGAGCACUCGUCCUCUGGAGAAUCUGAGAGAAGUUACAAGAAAUCUAAGAAGCACAAGAAGAAGGGAAAGAAAAGACGACACAAAUCUGCCUCUCCAGAGUCUGAUGGAGAUAAAGAACGAAAGGGACGAGAAAAAGAGAAGGAUAAAGAAAAUGACAAAUCUAGAGGGAAGACGCGUGGAGAAUCCAAACAGAAAUCUCCCAAAAGAAAGAGCACAAAAGAGGAGGCAAGAUGGGAUACGUCCGGCAGUGAACUAAGUGAAGGAGAGCUAGAAAAGAGGAGACGUACCCUUUUAGAACAGCUGGACGCACCGUAGUCUUACUGUACAUCUCUCUCUCUCUUUUUCUUAUGCAUUCCUGUAAUGUGUAUUGCAUCCCUUUGGAAUGUGCUAACAGCAUAUUGACGAGGAUCUGAGUGAUGGAAUUUUGGCUGUGAAUCAUUGACUGUCCUGUAUUCUGUCUGUAAGGCAGUAUUGUUUGAACAUCAGCUGAAUUUUUGUAAGAUUAUUUUCAGAGGUUGCAAGUAUUACUUUGCCUUUAACUGCAGAACCUUUUUUAGAUAGUUGUACAUUUGUUGCUAGUUAACUUGAAAAUUUGCUAAAAAAUAAACAGGAUGCAAAAAGACGACUAUUAUUAUUGUUCAAACUUCAAAUUCAUUGGCAAAGGUGUUUUCAAAAAUGGCUUUUACGAUCUUACUAGUAUGAAGAAAAAAAGUUGUUUUAAACUUUCAUUUUGACAAAUAAAUAAACAUUUUCCUA
Paramisgurnus dabryanus is the source of this 3118-nucleotide messenger RNA. RefSeq names its product PRP40 pre-mRNA processing factor 40 homolog A (gene prpf40a). NCBI's taxonomy places the organism in Eukaryota, Metazoa, Chordata, Actinopteri, Cypriniformes, Cobitidae. The record is from RefSeq and is a predicted model, not a curated record. Gene Ontology annotation, biological process: mRNA cis splicing, via spliceosome. Gene Ontology annotation, cellular component: U1 snRNP; U2-type prespliceosome. Gene Ontology annotation, molecular function: RNA binding; protein binding.